AUGCAACUUCGCCAGUUGCUGGUGUUGAUCCGCAAAGUUCGCCAUGAGCCGAACCUUGCCGGAGAAGGGCUGACGGCGGCCUUUGCGGUCCGGCGAGUCCUAAAAUCGGGACUCCCAAUGCCAGGCAAGGACACCCAGGGAUCCGAAAGUCGCCGGAAACAUGGGUCUCUUCUUGCAGUGCCUUCCGUGCCUUCAGUGCCUCCAGUGGCCCCACCCGACGGCAAAUUCCCACUACGUCUACCACCCCUAUCGAACCUCAUUGAGCACAUUGAGAGUGAGUCGGGAAACGAGCUGCUGAAGCUGAAUUUCGCCAGGCCGUUUCGGAACACACCGCAUUGGCAAAGGCCUGCACCUUCCUUUCAUGUCUUCGAAAGUCUAUUCCGCCCGAAAGUGGGCGUGGUUUCGGAGCUUCGCACCCGGCUGCGGACGACCCCGCCGAAGGAGCCGGGCUUCUCUAUGUACUUUCGCGUCUCUGCAGGUUUGCUGCAAAUCGCCUUCGCAAGCAAGCCCUUGCGGCGGCUGCCUGUGCUCGACCCUUCGAUGCGUCUGAAGAAGCUGCUGACACUGCCCCGUAGCUUCAGGCAGCAAAGGCAGCCCUUGGACACGAAGGCAGCCGAUGACGUGGAAACCCAGGCACUUGCGCCCAGCUUGCAGCGUUGGCGGCGCGUGGAGGAUUCCGAGGUGGACACAUGGUACGAUCUGCCAGUGGCACUCGGAGUGCAGAGCUCGCGCGACUCUGUGGAGGACGGGCAAGACGAGCUCAUCGAGCCGAGGCGACGCUCACCCGUGGCCCCUGCGCAGAAGCCGGAUGGACAUGACGGGCCUGGAAACUUCAUCUGCGCCAUGGCCGGGGCGAUUCAGAUGAGCAAGAACAAGUGGAUGAAGUGGAAGUACGUUGAACAGCUGGCUGCCAACAGCGCCGCGCUGCAGACCUUGUCACUGGAGAAGCAGUGGGGAGGGCUUGGGUCACGUCCCGGUGCCACGACCCUUCAAGGGCUGAGCCGGCUGCUGACCAACGCAUCCCCAAGUCGAACGAUUCUGCUGGGGAUGUCCUUGGGUUCCCUGCACGCGACGCGCUGUGCGGAAAUCGUCGAGUCCGCAACGAAUGACCAAAUGCGUGCGGUGGUGCUCUGGGACCCCCGCUUGCCAUCGGGGAGUACUUUCAGGCCCCUCAACAUCUCGGACGAGUACAUCCACCGCAAGAUCGGGUAUGACCACUACUUCCCCGAGAUGCCCUGGCCAGCUUGCCGAGUUGCAGCAUCUGCCCUCCUUCUUCGUGUUGGAUUCUACGAGCAAGAAGACGUGGAUGUUGAUGGCCUCCUGGAAUAUGAUUACUCUGCAUAUUCAACAUCGGCCAUCGGCUUCCAAGCGCUCCAAGCAGCAUCCCUAAAGGACAGCGACCACAUGUGCACCUACACCCGUGACUUGUGGGACGUAACGCGGUUGCUGCCUUUGGCCGUGUCCGGGCCACCAGCCACCUCGGAAUCCAGCACAUCCACCAGGCCGCCGGCAACUUCGGAAUCCAGCACAUCAUCCAGGAGAAGGUUUGGAAUGAGCACUGGUACGUGA
Molecule: messenger RNA, 1569 nt
Organism: Symbiodinium natans
Lineage: Eukaryota; Dinophyceae; Suessiales; Symbiodiniaceae
Source: the annotation of a GenBank genome assembly